AUGGCGCCAGGAUCGACCUCACGCGAUGAGACGCUCAUGAAAAAUUGGUUAGCCUCGGAUGAGGUUCAUGACUACGUGAAACUAUCAAUCAAGAGAGAAGUGGCUACAUUACCCUUUCAGAAGAAUCAGUGCAAACAAAGCUUUGCUAAAUUGUUCUACGAAGAGGGUCCUCCACGGGCUCCCUAUGUGUCUCCAGUCUUGCCAGGAUGUCCCCAAACUAAAUGGGAGACAUUUAAGACUUGCUUCGAAUGGCUUUGUCUAAGGUUCUGGCAGUGGCUUACUGGAGAAAAUCCAGGCAACACCCUCACACUGCUAGUUGCAUUGGUGGCUCGGUUCAUAUCACUAUGGACUAAAAAAGCUGCUAGAGAUCUGCUCAAGAGCGGUAGUGGCUUCCUUUGGCCCUACUUGCUAGGAGAGAUCAUCGUUUGCGCUGCUUUAAUAGUACAGCAACGUAUGGCUGCCGACCCGAGGAACUCAAAUCAUAGAUCCAGCCUUGUCAUAUCAGCAAGUGGUCUUGCAGCUCCACUUCUGGAUACUAUUGCUUCAAUCUACCUCGGAAACCUUGAAAGCUUCGCAAACUCCAACGCGGUUUCUAUCAUAGGGAAGCUUGUCUGCGAUAUUUUGGUUGCAAUUGUAACCUUCAUCCCCAUGGCAGGACAUAAUGAAAUGGCGCUUCAACAGCGUGUUGAGCCGAAAGCCCAAGAAACCACUGGAAUUGUGGGAUCAAGUCCCGGUCGAUUACAAGUAUUGGGCAAUGGAUUCCCUCGGGAACUACCAUGA
Molecule: messenger RNA, 780 nt
Organism: Microsporum canis CBS 113480
Lineage: Eukaryota; Fungi; Ascomycota; Eurotiomycetes; Onygenales; Arthrodermataceae
Exons: 2
Coding region: 1-780 (259 amino acids)
Source: RefSeq, a predicted model, not a curated record